AUGUUCGCCGUCCCAGGCUGGUCCGUCUCGGCCGACAGCCUCAAGGCGGAGAACGCCCCGGCGGCGCAGGGGGCCGCGGCCGCCGGGGGCGCAAAGCCCAGCAGCAGGAAGCGGAAGCGCAACGGCGCGGCCGCCGCCGCCGAGGAGAAGGUCACGGCGGCCAACGUCGCGGACCUGUACGAGUCGGUCGUGGAGGGGCGUAAGGCGCCUAAGCACUCGCGGCAGGCUGACGGCGGGAGGCAAGAGAAGCCGUCCAAGAAGGCGAGGAAGGAUGCGGCCGGCAAGCAGCAGCAGGCUGAGGUGAAGGAUGAGGUGGUGAAGACGGAGGCGAAGAAGAGCCACGAGAAGAAGAGCCAUGAGCAUGCUGCCGGCGAGAAGAAGCCCGAGGGUGGUGAGGCGAGCAAAACUCCCAAGGAGGGCAAGAAGGACAAGAAGAAGCACAAGCAAAAAGACAGCGAGGAGAGCAGAGGCUCCGAACCCACCGCCCAGGACGAACAGAAGCAGCAGCAGCAAGAGGGCGGCGCCAACGCCGCCGCCGCAAAGCCCAAGGCCAAGGCCGCGGAGCAGCAGCUCCCCAUGCCGCCCAAGCCCGCCAAGCUGACGCCGCUGCAGGCGUCGAUGCGCGAGAAGCUCGUGUCGGCGCGCUUCCGGCACCUCAACGAGACGCUGUACACGCGGCCCUCGGACGAGGCGUUUGAGCUGUUCCAGGAGUCGCCCGAGAUGUUCGACGAGUACCACGAGGGCUUCCGCCGGCAGGUCAAGGUGUGGCCCGAGAACCCCAUCGACAGCUUCCUCGCGGACAUUCGCGCGCGGGCCAAGGUCCGGCAGCCGGGAAGGCAUCAGCAACAGCGCGGUGGUCGUGGCGGUGGCCGCGGCGGUGGACGACAAGCACCACCGCCGGCGCGGGUGGAAACGUCUGGCAUCGCCCCCCUACCGCGCACGGCCGGCCUCUGCACCAUCGCGGACCUGGGCUGCGGCGACGCCCGGCUCGCCGAGUCGCUGCAGGGGGAGCAGGCCAAGCUCAACGUCGAGGUCAAGAGCUUCGACCUGCAGAGCCCGAGCCCGCUCGUCACGCGCGCCGACAUCGCCGACCUGCCGCUCGCCGACGGCUCCGUCAACGUGGCCAUCUUCUGCCUCGCCCUCAUGGGCACCAACUGGAUCGACUUCAUCGAGGAGGCGUACCGCGUCCUGCACUGGAAGGGCGAGCUCUGGGUCGCCGAGAUCAAGUCGCGCUUCGGCCCCCUCGGAGGCAAGAAGGCAGGUGGUGGUGCUUCAGGGGGCGUCGUGGCUCACAGCGUGGGUAACCGCAAGAAAGCCGCCGCCGCGGGCAAGAAGGGCGGCAAGGGUGGUGGCGAGGAUGACCCCACGGCGCUGCACGGGCAGGACCUCGCCGUGGAGGUGGACGGCGUGGAGGACCGCCGCCGCGAGACGGACGUGUCGGCCUUUGUGGAGGCGCUGCGCAAGCGCGGCUUCGUGCUGCGCGGCGAGCGCGCCGAGGCCGUCGACAUGUCGAACCGCAUGUUCGUCAAGAUGCACUUCAUCAAGGGCGCCGCCCCGACCAAGGGCAAGGGCGUCAAGGCCGCGCAGGAGGCGGCGACCGCCGCGGGCGCAGGCAUGGGGGCCAGGGGCAAGAAGAACUUUGCGCCCAAGUGGGAUGAGGACCAGGACGACGAGGCCGAGGCGGAUGCCAGCGAGGCUGCCAUCUUGAAACCAUGUGUCUACAAGAUCCGGUGA
This is a messenger RNA of Purpureocillium lilacinum, 1734 nucleotides long. RefSeq names its product 25S rRNA (adenine645-N1)-methyltransferase. The record is from RefSeq and is a predicted model, not a curated record. Gene Ontology annotation, biological process: rRNA methylation; ribosomal large subunit biogenesis. Gene Ontology annotation, cellular component: nucleolus. Lineage: Eukaryota; Fungi; Ascomycota; Sordariomycetes; Hypocreales; Ophiocordycipitaceae. Gene Ontology annotation, molecular function: rRNA (adenine) methyltransferase activity.